This is a messenger RNA of Fusarium poae, 2703 nucleotides long. RefSeq lists its product as uncharacterized. NCBI's taxonomy places the organism in Eukaryota, Fungi, Ascomycota, Sordariomycetes, Hypocreales, Nectriaceae. Gene Ontology annotation, cellular component: nucleus. The coding region runs from base 1 to 2703 and encodes 900 amino acids. Gene Ontology annotation, molecular function: nucleic acid binding; ATP binding. The record is from RefSeq and is a predicted model, not a curated record. The transcript has a single exon.
AUGUACGCCAGAUAUAUUCCUCCCUCAAAGGGUGGAAAUGGGUCGAAUUCUACUCCUUCCAACUCUGCGCCAUCACCAAAAAUCGAAUCCAAUACAGCUCCUGCUCAUGCGCCCGCCGCCAAUGCUUUUGGCUACACGCGAUACGUCCCUCCCAGCGCAAAGCCUGCGCCGCCUCAACCUCAAGUCCCCCAAAAGCAAUACUUUGACGAUGAGCCCGCAGUAACUCCCAAGAGGAAGUUCGACACCACAGAAGAAUCCCAGAGUUCUGCUCAACCAGACAAUAAAAAGUCAAAGAUUGUAGAGCCAACACAAAAGGAUAGCGACGAGACGCCAAAGAAGAAGAAAAAGGUCAGAAGAGGCAAGCGGAGAACUGCGGCUAUCGACGAUGAAGAUGACGAAGGCGACGAUGAUAAGCCAGCUCAAAAGGCACCUGCAACAAAAUCCGAGUCUAAGCCCAUAGAACACCAAGAGUUGCAAGAAGAUGGUCCGGCUGUUGAGGAGACUGCUGUAGCAGAGAAGGAACAGCAGAAAAAGGACAAAAAGAAAGAGAAGAAGGAUAAAAAGAAGAAAGAAAAGGAACAGAAACAAGAACAGGAAGAGUCCAGUACCUCCACAAUCCCAGCCGAGGAUCACGAUCAAGAUGUUCAAAUGGAAGACGCUACAGAGCCCGCAAACGAACCCAAGACCGCUUCCGAGGAUCUAUUAGCAGAGGAGGAAAAGAAACAGAAGCGAAAGGAGAAGAAGAAGAAACACAAGGAAUCCCAGCCGGCAGAGGAAGAAGUAGAGGAUAAGGAAGAGAACAAACGACACAAAACUGUUAUGGAGCGACUGGAGAAGUCCCUCAAGCUAGCCAGUGAGAUAGCUCCAGGCGAGGACGACGAAGAGGACCAGGGUGAACUCCAUGGCCUUGAGCCACUGCCGCAACCAGCACCAGUGGUCACACUCACCAACGCCAAACCGAGCGACGACGAUACCCUUCCUCCUUGGUUAGCAAAGCCGUUCCGGGUCUCGCAGGACACUCGGACACCAUUUUCCAAGCUGGAUAUCCUGCCCAAGGCCUGCCGUGUGUUGGAAGAAAAGGGCUUUCAAGAUGCAUUCGCUGUGCAAACCGCUGCGAUUCCUCUCCUACUUCCUACAAGCAGACCCGGCGACGUGUGUGUUUCUGCGGCCACUGGUUCCGGAAAGACGCUUGCUUAUGCCUUGCCUGUUACACGGGAUAUUAGUCAAGGAUGCCUUACCAGGUUACGAGCACUAGUCGUUCUGCCCACCCGAGAACUUGUCAAGCAGGCUCAAGAGACCUUUGAGCUUUGCGCUAGAGCGUUCGAUGGCGGUGACCGAAAGAGAGUGCGCAUGGGUGUUUCCGUUGGUAGUCAGUCUUUCGAAGACGAACAGAAGGCUUUCAUGGAUCAGGAGCUCCGAUAUGACCCUCAAGCGUACAAGAAUCUGCAAGACGAGGUUCAAAAACAAAACCAGUUGAAGUUGGGUCUUUCUGCAACGGAUAGUCUCGAAGAUAUGCAAGAUGCAGACCCUCGAUUGAGCAGCAAGAACGGCUACGUGGUUGACUUCCUCUCCAAGAUUGAUGUCUUGAUCUGUACACCUGGUCGACUCGUCGAGCAUAUGGAACAGACACCAGGUUUCAGUCUCGACUACGUUCGGUGGCUAGUGGUCGAUGAAGCCGACAAGCUUCUGGCGCAGAGCUUCCAGGGCUGGCUGGACGUAGUCAUGGAAAAGUUCCGUAUUAACAAGCCUACCGCGCGGGACUUCCCAGACAUAAACUAUUCCGGCGUUCGCAAGAUCAUUCUGAGUGCCACGCUCACUAGAGACUUGAGUCUUCUCAACCAGCUAGGUCUACACAGGCCACAGAUGAUCGUUCUCGAGAGCGACGGUGAUGUCCAGAUUGCCGAGCAUUCUCUGCCCGCACAGCUGAGGGAAUACUCCAUCAGAGUUCACGACACGGGUCUUAAGCCGCUCUACUUACUCGACCUUCUCCGCAGCCAAGAUAUGCUCAUGGCCAGUCCCGACAGGGACCAGGAAGCUUCUAAUCUUGACAAGGCUGCAGAUUCAGAUACCAGUUCUGAUUCGAGCUCUAGCUCUGAUUCAGGCUCCGACUCUGACUCUGACGCAACCUCAGACACAAGCUCCGACUCGGAUUCAGAGUCUGAGUCUGGGGCUAAGCCCAAGACUUCCGGUCGAUCACUCAAGUCCCACAUCCCCUCUUCCCUUAUCUUCACAAAGUCCAACGAGGCCGCACUACGUCUAUCACGGCUGCUCGUUCUCCUGGAUCCUUCGCUGGAAUCUCACAUCGGUACCCUUACAUCCACAACACCAACACACAUCCGUCGUAAGACAAUCCGAGCUUUCUCAACACCCUCGUCUCCCAUCCGCCUCCUUGUUGCUUCUGACCUUGUUGCCCGUGGUAUUGAUCUUCCCAAUCUCGACCACGUCAUCAACUACGACAUGCCCCCCAGCGUGGCAGGUUACGUGCACAGAGUUGGUCGUACAGCACGAGCUGGCAAGUCGGGAAGCGCGUGGACGCUCGUUGGAGAUGAUGAGAGUUGGUUCUAUAACAAGAUCGGAAAGAACGCAGGUAUUAAGAGAGGCCAGAAGAUGGAAAGGACAAGAAUUGAGGAGAUGGAUGAGAAGCGAGUUGAGGAGUACGAAGCUACUCUGGAGAAACUUGGACAAGAGGCCGGAAGGCGGUAA